Oryzias latipes (Japanese medaka) is the source of this 2942-nucleotide messenger RNA. It is a transcript of the gene atoh8, whose product is annotated as atonal bHLH transcription factor 8. Gene Ontology annotation, molecular function: DNA-binding transcription factor activity; E-box binding; protein dimerization activity. Gene Ontology annotation, cellular component: nucleus. Gene Ontology annotation, biological process: positive regulation of transcription by RNA polymerase II; anatomical structure morphogenesis. The record is from RefSeq and is a predicted model, not a curated record. Lineage: Eukaryota; Metazoa; Chordata; Actinopteri; Beloniformes; Adrianichthyidae.
GCUCUGGUGCCGUUUUUUUUUUUUUUUUCAGGUUUUGGUUCCAGUCCAGGCUGUCUUUUUUGAGGUUCUGAUUCAAAGUCAAGUUCUUGCCUUAGUUGAGGUUCGGUUUGUUCAGGUUCCUUACUUCUGAUUGACUCUGCAGGGUAGUGAUGGUUCUGGUCGGUGGGGGGGUUGUUGAGGAAUGCAUUGUGUCAAUGGGAACCCCUAACAGCCGCAGAAAACCCAACAUGUGUGCGCGCGUGCGUGUGCGCGCGCACGAGCUCCGCCAGUCCGACGCCAGUCGGCAGCGGGAGCGCGGAUCUCUUCUCGCUGCAGACUCUCUGUGGAAGCGGCUGCUGGUGGUCACGGAGCCGCACGGACACGCUCGAAACCGGUUCAAAAGUCCAGGAGAAAAAGGCGGAUGUUAAACCCGGAUCAGAACUUUAUGUCUGCACAGUUCGAUUGGGAACUGGGCCGGAAUAGGACUUAAACUGACGCUUAUAACUUCAGAGGAACCGGUACCGGAGACUUCCCCCGGGUCUUGUUCCCGAGUUCAUCUGGAGUGCGUGUGAGCUCCUGCGGCGUUAAACCCGGUUCUUUCGCGGUUCGUGGGGCACAGAGGUUCGGCACCGGUCCCUGGUUAUGAGGGGCUGGACAGUGACCGUGGCGCGCGCGCGUGCCUGAGGUUAUUCACGGCGCAGAAAUGCAGACAGGCUGGAGCCAGACUGCGCUGCACGCGGUCGUGCGCGCGCUGCAACAGAUGUUGGUGUGAUGCGGAUCUGCGUGGAUGCUGCAGACAGAGCGGAGCCACGCGGGACCUGCUGCCUCCCUUCUACAAACAUCCUGUGAACGCGCUCCGUGCACGAGUGCGGUUUGUUCUGGACCGGUUCUGGCCUGGUUUGAAGUCGGCCCUCUAAACUCAGUCAGAGAGUCCAGAAAGUUCCGUUUGGAGUGGACCCUGAGAAUGAAGAACCCAGCACCCCCCACUGAUGCGUGGAGCUCCCUGCACAGAGAGCGGGGGGAGACACCUAGCGCCAAGAAGUUCAAGAGGAAGUCCAGGGAGCCCAAAAGGCUGCUGAACACCGCGCCCCCCCCUCUGGACUUGUCAGAUGUGGACUCCUCAGAGGACACCCUCAUGGGCACACGUUACGUCAGCAAGCUGGCCCCCCUGCACAGACAGCUGAUGAUGUCUAAGGACAUGUCUGACGAGGCGGGGGCUCAGAUCAGGGCCCUGGACAUGAGAACUGGCAGUAACGGGCCUGUGCUCGGCGCCAAGGCGUCCCAGCCCCCCUUCUCGCUGUCGACUCAGGAGAUCUCCCACUGGCCCCCUUCCAUCUCCCAGCCGCUGUCUGGCAGACUUAAGCUGGGCCCCCCUUCCUCCUUUCCCGCAGGGUCGGGCUUCCCUCAUCAGGUAUUCUCUGUGGAGACCUCCCCACCAUGUCAAUCUGGGCCCAGAACGCACCUGUCCCCCCAGUCCCCUCCAUGCCUGGACCACAGUGAAGGCCCACUCCUGUCGCCCAAGGAGUCCCCCAGGAAACGAGCCGGGAUCGAUGCAGAUCCACGAGGCCCGGAGGUCAAAGCCAUCCAGCAGACCAGGAGGCUGCUGGCCAAUGCCAGGGAGAGAACGCGCGUCCACACCAUCAGCGCUGCAUUUGAGGCUCUGAGGAAGCAGGUGCCCUGUUACUCGUACGGCCAGAAGCUCUCCAAGCUGGCCAUCCUCCGCAUCGCCUGCAACUACAUCCUGUCUCUGGCUCAGCUGGCGGAGCUGCACCCCGGCUCGGACCGCAGCGGAUUCACCGAGUGCGUGGACCAGUGCACCAGGACGCUGCAGGCCGAGGGCCGCAGCAAGAAAAGGAAGGAGUGAGAUGAAGAGGAGGAGCACACAGAGGAUGAAGAUGGAGGACUGAAGAAUAUUCAUGUUUGUUUUUCUUUGUCCUGAUAUUGAUUUGAAACACCCUUAUUUUUCUGGAGCCAGUGGGCAGACAGUGAACUCCACCCCUCUCCUUAGCAGGAUGUGCCUUAUGAGCAAGGUGUCUUGCAGCUUUGUCUGGAGCCAGACUGCAGCAGAUCUCACAGCAGGAAGACCCCUGCAGGACCACCAGCAGCUGGUUCGGAUCUAGCACGGGAGUCUUGCUGAUCCUGACAAAAGGGGAUUUUUUUUUCUGAGCUGCAGUGAACAAAGCACCAUGUGGAGGUGCACCAGAACCGGAGACAAGCAACCUGUCAGCUGGACUCGAGGUUCUUUAACAUGUACUAAAAACUGUCUGCAUAAAAGACUGGAUUUCAAAAAAGUUCUUACAGGGCUUGUGGGUGUGCUACCCUCCAGUAGUUUUUAGCUCGUGUAAAUUGGAUCUGUCCUGAAAUUUUCAGAACCUGAAGCUGCAGAUCACUCGGACCUGCUCAGCAGCCCCACCCUGCUUGGCUGCAGACCCAGUGAGGGUCCCGGGCUCCUGAAGGGACCGAAAUCACUUCCCCUUGGGGACAUAACGAUUCAUUUUAACAAGGAUUUUAUUCACAUCAUAAUUUGUGGUUCCUGAUCCAAUUCAUUUUCAAUAUCGGUUCUAUUUGGAUGAUCCAGGACAUUUUUAGCCCAAACCACAAUUAGUGUGACUCAGAGAGAAAUUCCUGCUACUGAACAGUGAAGUUUUCCAGAUUCAUUGAUUUUUUCAAGAUCAUCAAGUGUAAAUUAAAUAUGUGUCCAAACAAACAAGUAAACUAGAAUGCACUUGGUUGUUUUUACAUCAUAGUAAAAUAAACCUCAAUCUAAAUUCUAUUUUCCAAUAUUUAUAUAAUUCAUUUAUUUCAUUAAAAAAAUUAUAACAGGUCUAGAUCAAUUUAAUUAACGUGGCUCAGACAGAUCUUGUUGGAUUCUCGGAAUAUAAAUUGAUUAAUUAUUACACAUCCACUUCCCCUCUUCUAACUGUCCAUCAUUCUGUCUGUACAAAUAAAGUUAUUUGAAAUGA